GAUCUCUUGGGGACACAGGAUAUGUUCACUGAAUGUAGCUGAAAGGAAAGCUAACAAUACUCUCCUACAUAUACUGUUGCUUUUUUUCUCGCCCCCAGCUACCUCAAGCUGCGUCUUUAAUUUGGUUUAAACACUUAACGGGGAUCCAGCGUUAGUUGACUUUGCGAAAACAUGCUGAUUAAAGUGAAGACGCUCACUGGCAAGGAGAUCGAGAUUGACAUCGAGCCCACAGACAAGGUGGAGCGUAUAAAAGAGCGGGUUGAGGAGAAAGAGGGCAUCCCUCCCCAGCAGCAGCGGUUGAUCUACAGCGGCAAACAGAUGAAUGAUGAGAAAACGGCUGCAGACUACAAGAUCCUGGGUGGCUCUGUUCUCCACCUGGUUCUUGCACUAAGAGGAGGAGGGAACGUCCUUCGCCGGUGCAGAAGUCUCUCCUCCAAGUCUUCACUGUAGCCGUCAGUACCAGAUCUGCGCUAACCUCUGCAAUGCCUACACUGAUUGGAGACAUGGAACACCUAUAGCCACUGGUUGCUGAGUUGCCAAGCUUUAUUGUUGGAAACCAAGAGCCACUGAUAAAAAAAAAAAAGUAGUUGAGUCUGGUUGUAUUUAUAGCCACCAUGUUGUUGCCUUUCCCUGAAAGUAAGAAGUUUUGUCUUAAAUUAUCUAACAUUAAUCCCCCAAAACAUUGCCAUGGUAAGAUAUUAAAUAUUCCUAAAACAGACCGGCAGAACGUAAGUUUUUUUCGCAUGGGCCAUGGGAUAGGAAUCCAGAAGUAACGUGGCUGCCACUGAAAAGCGAAGUAGGUUGUUAACACAACCUCAGCAUCUUAUCGCAGGGAUCAUUUCUGUUCCACUGAGUAGCCCAAGUCAAGCCCACUGACGCAAAUUUGCGGUAACGGGCUACAAAUAAAAUUGACUUGGACUAGCAAGGGAGCAGAGAUGGUCACCGCUCCAUGGUCCUUUUUGAGGAAACUCAGCUCUGGAAUAAAUCAUUUUCCUUUCGGCACAAAUUCAAUUUCAGCUUUGCUGCUGCUCCUGUGUGGCAUCCUGUGGCCAGGGCCGUUUUCUGUUUUCAACUCUUUCAAGCAAAGUGUGCCCCCUGCCAGUAGCCAAGGCUUCAGUGAAUGCCUGUAUAUUUCUGUUUGGGAUCAUAUUUGAAAUAAUUUGGUUUUCACCUUCACCAUUGGGUUGGAUGUGCCCCGUACUUCAUUCAUAUGCAGCCUCUUGUUAGAAGUGCUAUGAGCUGGGUGUGCGCUGGUUCUGUAUGAUAAUGGGUCACAUGGCAGCGCGGUGAGUGAAUCUCAGUUUCCGUUAGACGGACUAAAGGCUGUAGCCCAUUGCUCGCGUAUUUCAAAUUUGCAGGAUGAAUGCAGAUUCACCCAAUUGGAUCAAGUCAAAACAUGGUUUCUGUUUUGUUGGGAAGUUCUUACAUUUUAAGGGAAUCGGUCUGAGUUUGUUAAUUUGUUUUCUGGAAACGAUCAUACUCGAUAUCUGUCCCUCACUAGCCCAGAGCUCCAUAUUGGUGGUGAUUCAAUGUUUACACUGUGUACAGAACAUGUUUUUUUUUUUUUUUGUUUCCUCCAGGAGAUUGACAAAUGUUGAGGAUUUGCUUGUCAGAAUAAACAUCUCAACACAUGCA
Lampris incognitus (smalleye Pacific opah) is the source of this 1635-nucleotide messenger RNA. RefSeq names its product NEDD8 ubiquitin like modifier (gene nedd8). Lineage: Eukaryota; Metazoa; Chordata; Actinopteri; Lampriformes; Lampridae. Gene Ontology annotation, molecular function: ubiquitin protein ligase binding; protein tag activity. Gene Ontology annotation, cellular component: nucleus; cytoplasm. The record is from RefSeq and is a predicted model, not a curated record. The transcript is spliced from 4 exons. The coding region runs from base 172 to 450 and encodes 92 amino acids. Gene Ontology annotation, biological process: regulation of proteolysis; protein neddylation; modification-dependent protein catabolic process.